GACCUGAGCACCUUCGAGAGCCCCGCUGACGACAUGGCGUCGACAAAAGCAGCAUCGAGCACAGUCUGGAGCCUUCAGGACCCAUCCAUCCGAGCCUAUAAAUGCUCAUCGUACUUACUCAACUCACCAAGAACAAGGAAAAGAAAUCCACAGCUUAGCAACGCAUCCUACGCUACCACCAGAAAUCCUUCGAAGGCAUUUGCAACCAUGUCGAUCGUGAGGCGCAGCAACAUCUUUGAUCCCUUCUCUCUCGACGUUUUCGACCCCUUCCAGGGCUUUCCCUUCGACGCCUUUCGCUCCCUGAGCGAGACGCGCCCCGGCUUCGCGAGCGAAACCUCCGCCUUCGCCAACACCCGCAUCGACUGGAAGGAGACGCCCGAUGCCCACGUCUUCAAGGCCGACCUCCCCGGGGUGAACAAGGAGGAGGUGAAAGUGGAGGUGGAGGAAGGCAGGGUCCUUCAGAUCAGCGGCGAGCGGAACAAGGAGCAGGAGGAGAAGAACGACAAGUGGCACCGCGUGGAGAGGAGCAGCGGCAAGUUCCUCAGGAGGUUCCGGCUGCCGGAGAACGCCAAGGUUGACCAGGUCAAGGCCUCCAUGGAGAACGGCGUCCUCACUGUGACUGUCCCCAAGGAGGAAGUUAAGAAGCCCGACGUGAAGUCCAUCGAGAUCUGCGGCUGAGCUCCGAUGCUUGCCGGAGAAACCCAUAGCUGAGCUUGCGACCUAUCCAAAUAAGUCUCUGUGGCAGUCGAGUGAGUGUGUCCGUCCUAUGUCUAAGUGUGCUAUUUGGUUUGUGUCUUUCCGUGUCUAUGUAGUCGGUCGACUUCGGGAACUCUGCGUUGCUCUCGCGGUAAUAACGUUUGUCAUGGAAGUAUUCCUUAAUUAAAUAUAAGUCGGUCUACUUCAUCCGUUA
Molecule: messenger RNA, 910 nt
Organism: Musa acuminata AAA Group (dessert banana)
Lineage: Eukaryota; Viridiplantae; Streptophyta; Magnoliopsida; Zingiberales; Musaceae
Product: 18.1 kDa class I heat shock protein-like
Exons: 1
Coding region: 34-678 (214 amino acids)
Biological process (GO): response to salt stress; response to heat; response to hydrogen peroxide
Source: RefSeq, a predicted model, not a curated record